This is a messenger RNA of Lagopus leucura (white-tailed ptarmigan), 2559 nucleotides long. It is a transcript of the gene WEE2, whose product is annotated as WEE2 oocyte meiosis inhibiting kinase. The record is from RefSeq and is a predicted model, not a curated record. Gene Ontology annotation, molecular function: non-membrane spanning protein tyrosine kinase activity; magnesium ion binding; ATP binding. Gene Ontology annotation, biological process: mitotic cell cycle; regulation of meiosis I; protein phosphorylation. Gene Ontology annotation, cellular component: nucleus. Lineage: Eukaryota; Metazoa; Chordata; Aves; Galliformes; Phasianidae. The coding region runs from base 35 to 1753 and encodes 572 amino acids. The transcript has 12 exons.
UGGUGGCUUUUUGGGGUUCUCUCUGCUUUUACAGAUGCAGGCUAGGCUCCACUCUAUCAGCUCUAUUUCAUAUGGUGAAAUGGAUGACUGGGAGAACAACAAUGACUUCAUUCAGAGGCUGGAUUUUUCUAACUGUGGAGAAGAGGGUGAAGACAGAAGCAUUAACGAGGAGGACACAUUGAGUUCCAGCCCAGUCAAGAGCUGUGACUUCCAGAAGUGGAACAGUCCUCUCCCUGCAACUCCUCACAGGAAGCUCAGUGAGAUUUUCCUGAGCAGGACUAAAUCCUGGAUGAGCCCUACCCUGAAAUCCUCCCCAGGUGUGAGCAGGACUCGUGGCAAUGCAGAGACACCGCUGCACAUCACUUGGAAGAAGCUGCAGCUCUGUGACACCCCACACACUCCCAAGAGCCUGUUAUCAAAGACAGCUUUUCCUUCACCUGGAGCAAAGGUCCCACCCAAAGGCUUCAGACAUCUGGGAUUUACUCCUGGUGCUGACUUGGAUGACUCCACUCAAGCUUCUCUUGUCAACAUUAAUCCCUUUACACCAGAGUCGUACCGACAAAUGCUCUUUCUUCCCAAUGGCAAGCGGAAAGCCAGAGAGAUAAGGAAUCCUGAUCUAAGAGGCCAGGUAAAACAGGAGCUAGCCACCAAGAGGUGUCCUCUGAAAGACAGCAAUAUGGUUUCCCGCUACCAGAAGGAAUUCCUGGAACUGGAAAGGAUUGGUGUAGGGGAAUUUGGUUCUGUCUACAAAUGCAUCAAGCGCCUUGACGGAUGUGUUUAUGCCAUCAAACGCUCCAAGAGGCCUCUGGCAGGAUCCUCAGAUGAGCAGCUGGCAUUGCGUGAGGUUUAUGCUCAUGCGGUCCUUGGACACCACCCCCAUGUUGUGCGCUACUACUCAGCAUGGGCAGAAGAUGAUCACAUGAUUAUACAAAAUGAACACUGUAAUGGUGGGAGUCUCCAAGAUGUGCUUCUGGAAAAUGCAAAGCAUGGUCAGUAUUUCCCUGAAACAAAGCUGAAAGAAAUUUUGUUACAAGUCUCCAUGGGACUAAAAUACAUCCACAACUCUGGCCUUGUGCACUUGGAUAUCAAACCUAGUAAUAUCUUUAUCUGUCACAAGCUGGCAGUUGAGGGCCAAGCUGGGCAGGAAGAGAGUGACAGUGAUGAUGAGUUCUCUUCUGGUGUGAUGUAUAAGAUUGGUGAUCUUGGCCACGUGACAUCAAUAGCAAACCCUCAAGUGGAGGAGGGAGACAGACGGUUUUUAGCCAAUGAAAUUUUGCAGGAGCAAUACUUCCAUUUGCCAAAGGCAGACAUCUUUGCCCUGGCGCUCACAGUAGCUCUGGCAGCAGGUGCAGGACCAUUGCCUCACAAUGGGGCCAUGUGGCACCACAUCCGCAAGGGCAAUAUCCCAUUGAUCCCUCAGAAGCUUCCCAAUGGCUUUAUUGAACUCCUGAAGCUCAUGAUCCAUCCUGACCCAAUGGAAAGACCCUCUGCCACAGCUCUUACUAAGCACCCAAUCCUCCGUCCUUCACUUGGAAAAGCUGUGCAGCUCCAGAAGCAGCUAAAUGUGGAGAAGUGUAAGACUGCCAUGCUGGAAAGGGAACUAAAAGCAGCUCGCCUUGCCCAGACCCUCAUGAAGGACCAGCCCUUAGGAAAUGCCAACUUACAGAAGUCUGAGACCUCUCCAAAGAAGAACAACAAGCGCCUUGUGGGAGGAAAGAGUUGUCGCUCAUUUAGCUUUACUGUGGGUUACUGAACUUCUGUUAUUUGAAAGGCUCUUGCUGCUGAAUGACACUGAGAGCACAGGCUCUGCACAGACCAAUGCCCCAUGCUAGCUCUGCUUGUAAAUUUUAUUUGUUCCCUCAUUAACUAUGGUGAGAUACUGGCUGAGGAAAGGGAAGAAUUAUUAGCUUUCAAGCAUAAGAUGCGAUUUAAGAAUAUUUUCCUCAGUAUUGAUGUUUUCUUGUGUAACUGGUCUUGUUCUAGAGUAAGGAUAGUUCAUCCACAGAAAGAAAAGGAUGGCAUUUCCUCUAAUUUCCUCUACUUCCCUUUGCUUAGAUGGACACUGAUCUUUAUGUUUUUACUGCUGAUCUCUUGUACGUCUUUAGAAGGAAGACAGCAUGUCCUGCUGGUCCUUAGCACUGAGGCAGUUGAAACAAUGGUAUUAUGUUAACUAUGUUUGGAGGCAGACCUGUUACACAGCAAUCCUGGUGGACUUGGAAUGCAUUUGGAGUGGUAUUUCAUUGAGGGAGCAAAGAGUAGACUGCUUUUAGUUAAGGGGGCCCCACUGAUUGAGCUGAAGUCGUCCCCCCCCCCCCUUAUCUUUGAGCAAUGAGUCAAUCACAGCUGAAGUGGCUGAGCUUUUGCAGACCAGACCCUGAAGCCUGGCCUGUGCAGAUAGGAAAGGACUUGGCAUCAAGUGGGGGUUGUACCUCCAGUAUGCAGGUAGGUGGCUCUGCAUGCCUAUGGGAAAUGGAAACUUCUGGGAUCUUGCUCAUGGAGCAGCUCCACCUUCCUGAAGAAUCGGCUUUUAAGCAAUGGUGAGGGAAGCUAGAAAACAUU